AUGGCCGCAUCGACGGGCACGGUGGCGGCGCUCGUCACUUUCACGGCGACGGCGACGGCUGGGCAGGUCUGGUCGAGCAGCGUCAGCCAGCCCACGGGCGGAGGAGGACACGAGACGACGAUUCUCAGCGGAGGACAUGAUAUCAACCCCAUUCGUUUCGACACGAGCAACCCGCUCGUUCUCGUCAUCGUCCAACUGGUCCUGAUCCUCGCCCUCUCCCGCAUCCUCGCGCUCGCAUUCCGCUGGGCCCGCCAGCCCCGCGUGGUGAGCGAAAUCCUCGCCGGCAUCCUCCUCGGCCCAACCGCCUUCGGCCAAAUCCCCGGCUUCACAGAAAACAUCUUCCCAGCCCCCUCGAUCCCGUUCCUCUCGCUCAUCGCCAAUCUCGGAUUGGUUCUCUUCUUGUUCGUCAUCGGAACGGACGUCGACUUCUCCCUGUUGAGGAGGAAUUUGAAGCCGACGGUUGCGGUGUCGGCCGCGGGACUGGUCAUUCCGUUUGGACUUGGGUGCGCCGUCAGCGUCGGCUUGUACAACGAGUUCAUCAGCAAGGACGUCAAGUUCACGACUUUCAUGACCUUCAUCGGCACAAGCUCAUCCAUCACCGCCUUCCCCGUCCUGAGCCGCAUCCUCUCCGAACUGCAGCUCUUCACCGACCCAGUCGGACUCGUCGUCCUCGCCUCGGGCGUCGUCAACGACGUCAUCGGGUGGUGCUUGCUGGCGCUCUCGGUCGCACUCGCCUCGGCUGGCCAAGGCGUCGUGGUUGUGUACAUCCUACUGACCAUGGUCGGCUGGACCCUCGCACUCUUCUUCCUCGCCCGCCCAGCGCUCAACUGGCUCGCGCGCACAACCGGCUCCUACACGCGCGCCGACGGCCCAACUCAAGGCUACGUCUGCGCGACCCUCGCUCUCGUCCUAAUCUCCGCCUGGUUCUGCCAAAUCAUCGGCAUUUCGGAAAUCUUUGGCGGGUUCCUCGUCGGCUUGAUCGUUCCUCGCACGCUUGGACACCACUUCGCGAGCAGGAUUGAAGACCUUGUCGUGUGCAUCUUCAUCCCGUUGUAUUUUGCAACGUCGGGGUUGAGGACGAACCUGACGUUACUCAAUACCGGCACGAUCUGGGGCUGGGUGAUCUGCGUAAUGGUCGUCGCCUUCUCCGGCAAGUUCCUCGGCAGCGCCAUCGCCGCCCGCGCGACAGGGUUCACGUGGAGACAGGCUGGAGCGACCGGGUCACUCAUGAGUGCCAAGGGGUUGAUUGAGUUGAUUGUGCUGAACCAGGGGUUACAGGUCGGGAUCAUCAGCACGACCGUGUUCAGUAUCUUUGUUCUUGAAGCGCUCGUCUUGACGAUCGCCUCGACCCCGCUCACGCUCGCCUUCUACCCACCCCGCCACCGUCCCUCAACGAAGCACACCCCGGCCAUCUCCACCACACUCGACUCGAAACCCCGCUCGUCGCUCGACAAGUCCAGUCUCUCGCUCCGCAUGCGCACGAGGUUCAUCGUCAUGCUCGACCAACUCGAGUCGCUCGGAGCGGCCAUGGUGUUCACGCAUUUGCUUGCGUCGGCGCCGGCGCCGAUGGGGCAGGCGACGAAGAUGGGCGGGUCGUCGCAAGGAGGCGAAACGUUGACUUCCGGUGACGGACUCCUCGCGCCGGCGCACGAAGGGACGGUUUCGACCGGGUCGACUUCUCCCGCUUCGACUCCCCUUCCUCCCGCUUCGCAGCAGCAGCUCGAAGUUACCCCACUGCGACUUGUCGAGCUUACCGAGCGCGGAAGCGGUGUCAUGCUCGCCUCGGAAGAAGCCGCCUCGCACCUUGCGCGGGACCCACUUGUUUCACUUUACCGCACCUUCGCCUCGCUCCCCUCCUCGUCGGGAGUGCACGUCGCAACAGGCGAGUUUGCGAUGACUGCGGCGGAGAAUUGGCCCGAGACGGUGGCGAGGUGUACGGAGGAAGGGGCGGCAGAAUUGUUGGUCGUGCCGUGGAAGCUCGGGAGUGCGAGUGGGCCGCGCGAGGAGGGGAACGUCGUCGAGUCAUUCAUCCCGAACCCAUUCGAGGCCUUGUUUGGCAACGCCGUCCCCGGCUCGUCGACCUCGGCACAAGUGAGCGGCGCCCCCCUCUUCGCCGCCUUCCUUCGCGACGUCUUCCUCGAGACCUCCUGCGACGUCGGCGUCCUCCUCGACCGUUCGUGUCCUUCGGCUGCCUCGAUUGCGCACGCACCGAAGCACCUGUACAUCCCGUUUUUCGGUGGUGCGGAUGAUCGGACUUGCCUCGAGAUUGCGGUCCAGUUCGUCAAGCGUUCGGCGGGCGCUGUCACCGCGACGGUUCUCGUCGUCACGCGUGCGGCGGAGCCGACGGAGGAAGACCAAGCAGCGAACGGGCUCGAUCGCCAAGACGCCGACGGCGCCGAAGCGACCUCGACCACCAAACUCGACGCGAUCUUCUCGCCCGCCUUGUCGCUUCCGCCUAGCAGUCCCGCCGCACACAACAACCACCUCUCGCUUGGACACGGCGGCACGCAUCAUGGUGGCACGCGGGCGGGCGAGACGCACUACGGCAGUUCGCACGGGCAGCAUGCGCUUGCGAGUGCGACGGCCGACGAUGUCGCCCUCGAGCAAGUCGCUGCCGUUGCGUCGACCCUACCCACCGGCGCACUCGUCAUCGAACGCGUCUCGACUGCUUUCCCGCUCGCAACGGCCGUCACCCGCCUCCGCACGCUCACCGCAACCCAGCCAACCUUGACCCUCCUCGGCCGCUCGCGACUCGACGCCCCCUCGCACCGCCUCGAGUCUCUGACGCUCCUCAAGUCCGCCGAGAGAGCUGGCACGCUCGGCGCCUGUGCGAGCAGCGAAGUCCGUCGUGCGGUGGGCGAAGCAGCCACCGCUGUGCUCGUCGCGCCGGAGGACGUGCGGGCUGAGUGGGUGAUGGUUGUACAGAGUCGCGCGACGGCGGGGAAGAGAGCGCAGAAGAGGAUGGUUGCGGCGGGGCGGAGCUUGAGUGUCGGGACCGUGUAUGGCGAGAAGGCGGACGCUUGA
Molecule: messenger RNA, 3024 nt
Organism: Rhodotorula toruloides NP11
Lineage: Eukaryota; Fungi; Basidiomycota; Microbotryomycetes; Sporidiobolales; Sporidiobolaceae
Product: cation/H+ exchanger
Exons: 9
Coding region: 1-3024 (1007 amino acids)
Biological process (GO): proton transmembrane transport
Cellular component (GO): membrane
Molecular function (GO): antiporter activity
Source: RefSeq, a predicted model, not a curated record